GUUCACGUGCGCGCAGCGUCCUCCAGCACGAGGCGGGUGAUCUGGUUUUGCGAAUGAGGUCGAAAAAGUUAAAAGCCUCCGAUUUCAAUGCUCCGAAAUAUUUUAACGUAAUAAGAAGAGGGUGGCAGAGAUUGGCAGAAUGCCUGAUUGGUGGCGGGUAAAAGACGGGUUGGACAAUUCACUAGGGCAGUCUCGCCUUCCGACCCUUUCUCUCCCCUUUCCGAUCGCUUCUUUUUGUGGCGAUAUUCCGGCGACCGCCGGCGAGGUCCGGACGGGAAGUUCUGCAACAAACCAUCACCUCGAGCAGGCUAACGAACUCACUCGCGUAAUUGUGUUUGAGAAAAUGGUGGCCUUGUUGGUGGCAUUCGUUCUGGGCGUAUUGAUAGUAGCCUUUAUUUACCGCCCGCGAUCUACGAAACGUGCGAAGGGGAAAGCUAUUCGGCCUCCUAAUGUCGGGAAGGGAAAGAACGCCUAUACGAAAGCUGAAGUUUCUCGGCAUAACACAAGGACGGAUUGUUGGAUCAUUAUCAAAGACAAGGUCUAUGAUGUCACCUCAUACGUGGAGGAACAUCCUGGAGGUGAUGCCAUACUUACACAUGCUGGAGAUGAUUCUACUGAAGGAUUUUAUGGGCCACAGCAUGCUACACGGGUCUUUGACAUGAUUGGAGAUUUCUAUGUUGGAGAUCUACAAUUGUGAGAUCAGAAUGAACCAUAUGAUUCCAUCUGGAGCAAUGAUUACAUCAGGAGCUGGGAAAAUUUAUUACUGUGUUUUGUAGAAGUCUGUCAUUCCAUCUUUGAUUUGAGACAUCUGAGGUAUUUUUCGUCUAAUGAAUGAUGUAACAUCAGUUCAUUCCUAACCAUGUGGUUUUCCAGGAACAGGAAGAAAUGUGGUUGUGGAACUUCUAAUAGAUGAUUAUUUUGUCUGUACUCUGUACACAUACUGUGCACAGUAAUUGAAACUUGUGUCUUGCUGGAUGUUGUGAAUGCAUA
This is a messenger RNA of Nymphaea colorata (pocket water lily), 990 nucleotides long. RefSeq names its product cytochrome B5-like protein. Gene Ontology annotation, cellular component: intracellular membrane-bounded organelle; membrane. Bases 140 to 697 code for a protein of 185 amino acids. The transcript has 7 exons. Gene Ontology annotation, molecular function: heme binding. The record is from RefSeq and is a predicted model, not a curated record. Lineage: Eukaryota; Viridiplantae; Streptophyta; Magnoliopsida; Nymphaeales; Nymphaeaceae.